AUGGCGUCUGCCUUGAAUUUAUGUUUGUGGUGGCUGUCUAGUUUUCUUGUCAUCAGUGCAGUGACGAAUGAUCUACACAGUGAUACUUUUACAGAAGAACUCUUUAUAAAGCCUUUAUCUAGUGGUCACGUUUAUAGUUACUUUCUUUUCACAACGAGAUGGGACUUUGACAGAACGAAGGAAACAGUCAAACACUUCCGGCUUUUUCCUCUGUCCCUUGGUGAUGUGAGCCAGCAGCAUGUCCAAGAACUACACCUCUCACUAACUCAGGGCCGCUGGCAACAUCUUAAGUGGGGCUACCCUUUUCAGGAGGCACCACGUGCUCAUCUUUGGGCUUGGUUUGUCCCCGAAACCCCAAGCAUUUCCAGUGCUUGGAAGAAUUUGACAAAUGCUUUGUCAGGCCAGCUGUGUGCAUCACUCAACUUUGUUGAUGACACGGUGACCGUGCGUCCGAAGCGAUCUUUCCAGCCUCAAGGAUGGGUUCGUUCUGCCAACUCAUCACUUUUGCGGUAUGCUGCUUUGCCACGUGAGUCAGUCUGCACAGAGAACUUGACUCCGUGGAAGAAACUUUUACCAUGCAGCAGCAAGGCAGGACUUGCAACGUUGCUACAUGCCCUACAACUGUUCACAGCAAACUACAUGUCCCUGGGCCUAGACCUGAAGACAGUCUGCCAGGAUGAAAAUUGUGCCCACACCAUCCUGGAGCUGCAAAUGUCAGUGUCAUUGGUGAUUGAUGCUGUCGCUGCACAAAAUGGACACCAGACAUGGUCUCUCAGCAAGUUAUUUGGAGCUGGCCUCAAGACUUCAUGCCCUUUAGCUUCCAUGAGCAAUUAUGUUGAUGUAUCUAAUAAUGGUAGUGUAGGAACGUAUCGGCUUAGCCCUGAGCCCACACAGCUGGUUGUCUCAGGAGAAGGUGCUUACCAGCGUACGUUGGCCAUUUAUGACCUCAAACGCCAUGUGGCCGAGGGACGGUUCAACCUAGCAGCCCAGUAUGAAAAGCCCCACAUAUACUGGAUUAUCCCAGAGCCGCCCCUUCACAUCACCCGCUAUAUUCAAGGUUAUGGUCUUGAGCGAGGUGGAAUAGUCAAUCAUAUCAAGAAUAAUCACCCUAAAAAAGCUGUCCAAGUUGUGCUGUUCGAUGUCAUUCCCUGGUUUCUUCCCGUAUACUUGCACACAUUGAAAAUUUCUUCAGGUUCAAGGCAGCUGAAAGCAGAGCAUGUGAACUACCAACCAGGUCGGGAUCGCAAGAGGCCACAUCAUCUGGAAAUUACCCUCACUCCUCCAGCAGCAGAGACAAUCGUGGCAUAUGAAUUUGAGCGAGCCUUCCUCAAAUGGACCGAGUACCCGCCGGAUGCCAACCAUGGCUUUUAUGUUGGGGCAGCUGUACUUAGUGCCCUUCUGCAUGAACCCGUGGCCAACUACAGUGGUGACAUCUCACUUUGCCCUAGUCUGAGGCACUGGUCAGUAGUGGCAUUUUCACAGUAUUUGUAG
Messenger RNA from Rhipicephalus microplus (southern cattle tick), 1491 nucleotides. RefSeq names its product phosphatidylinositol glycan anchor biosynthesis class T (gene PIG-T). Gene Ontology annotation, biological process: attachment of GPI anchor to protein. Gene Ontology annotation, cellular component: GPI-anchor transamidase complex. The record is from RefSeq and is a predicted model, not a curated record. NCBI's taxonomy places the organism in Eukaryota, Metazoa, Arthropoda, Arachnida, Ixodida, Ixodidae.